CGGGCGAAUGAAGUUGUCUACGUCGUUAUAUCCUGCAACCAUGUCGAAGCCGAUGGGGAGCAUCUCGAGCGACUCGCUCAACAAACCAAAGAACGGCGACAAGAAGACCGUCAUCGAUCGCAUCCGCAAUGUCGACAAGUUGGAGACGCCCAAGUUGCUGCGCUACAUGCGCGUGGGAAACAUGUUGUGCUGCAUCCUGCAGGUGUUUGCAGGGAUCUCAGGCUUGGCGUCCAUCGUUACGCUCAACAUCACGGCGGUGUUUGUGUCCCUGUACGUGAUCAUGUUCGGUGUUCUCUUUCUCCUGUUUGAGUGCCGCUUGUCGAGCUUGGAGCCCAAGAUCCGUGCAAACUUUGGGUUUCUGUACUCGUACCAUGGCCGCGCUCGGUUCAUCUUCUUCAUUGGGUUCAUGGACUUUGGCACUGGCGGCGGAUUGGGGUACCUGGCUGGCAUGAUCAUGUGCGCCAAUGCGUUUUUGAACUUCUACAUCAUGUAUAAGCACCCUGAAUUCGCGUCGGGCAACCUCUCGUCGUCGUCCGACCCCACGGCGGGCUACGCGCCGGCCAGCCAAGAAGCAACCAAGUUCCUCAAGAACAACCCGGACAUCGCCAUGCAAGCCACGAAUUACGCAUUUGCACAGGCAUCCAGCGCGGCCGCCAACAACAGCAGCUCCAGCUACGGCAGCCGCGUCUAACUUGCCUCGAGCUAACCGUAAAAACCACCCAAAAGUCGUGUUUUCUAUUUGCCA
Aphanomyces astaci is the source of this 745-nucleotide messenger RNA. RefSeq lists its product as hypothetical. The record is from RefSeq and is a predicted model, not a curated record. The transcript has a single exon. Bases 8 to 691 code for a protein of 227 amino acids. Lineage: Eukaryota; Oomycota; Saprolegniomycetes; Saprolegniales; Verrucalvaceae.